CGUUUCUUGAUUCUCAACAAAAUGUCUGGUAGAUCCUUGCUGGAUAGUAAAAAAUUUGUUAAAGCAAAGGUCUUCUCAAAAAAAUAUUAAUAAGUAUUAUAUGUACGUCCAUAAUACUUUUCAACGAUAGUUAUGCACUCGAAAUAAUGAUAUUAUACGCAAAAGUUUGUAAGAGUAGAAGGAAUACAGUAUUAUGCGAAUUGUUGAUAAUUUAUGGUGUAUGCGAAUUAUCGUGGUCUCCGGGAUCUCAGGACAGGCAAUGCGUGCCAGAAGACACGAUCUGAGCUCAGUAUUAAUCGAGCCGUUCAAUAGAACGACAGGCUCACGAUAUUGUGAUACCCGAUACACGAAUCGUCGUGGAUCGUUAAUCGAUCGAUUAAAUUCGAAGGUGGAGAAAAGGUGGUCAAUCAACGUUUCAAAGUUAUCGGUAAACAUCCAUUGGAGAAUUUCGAAGAAAUAUUACACGCUACGGAUCUCGAUAAACAAUAAAACGCAAUCUCCUCUGAAAACCGUCAUUAACCAAGCCGCAAUACAAAGAAUGCUACCUCAACAAAAUUAUGAGGCCAACAAAUAAGUCUAAACGGAUCUAUCGAUUAAGCAAAGUGACUUCAUCUUCUUCGAGGAAUAUCAAUGAUGUAACUGCGUUAGAGUGGUAGGCGGAGAGGAUGGAGAACCGUUCGCAGAGCUCGGAUUCACCACCAGCUAAAAAGAAGGUGCAACUGGAAAGGAUCAUCGACAUAGAAAACGAAGCGGUGUCAAUUCCGAGUCCUCCGAAUCGCAUCAUGAAAUCCUUGCUACUGACGCGUUGGCUGACUUCGAGGAGUACGCUUCGUACGGAGCCAGAAACGAGCUGGUCAUCCGACGAGCGAACUUUGGAAUAUGGAACACCACCACCCAUAGAGGAACCCCAUUGCUACUCCACCUGUCCUAGCGAGAGUUCCUGUACAGAAGAGAUCAAUUGCACCUUGCAGGUGAACAAAAAUAUGAUCAGGAACCUGUUGGUAGAACACAUGAGAUACGUAGGAGGUCGACUGCAACUACUGGACGACUUGGAAGCUAACAAAAUAGACCUGGAAGACUCGGAACGUUUCGUCAAGGCCUACAGACAACACGAAAUAGACACUCUUCUGCUGUAUGCCAGUUUUCUUGGCCGAGAGGAUGUGAUCAUAAAUCUGCACAAAUGCGGCGCAGACUUGAACUACUCUGAACAAGGACAGGGCCUAACUCCUCUUCACCUGUGUGCUUUUAGUAAUUCUCUAGAAGGCGUACAAUAUUUGCUAGCUAAUGGGGCUAACAUGGAUCUAAGACGGAUGCAUACUCCCUUUCAUUAUGCUGCUUUCGGUGACGCUUUCAAGGUAGCUCAGCAUUUUCUUCAGCUAGGCAUCAGUCAGGAGUCUUCUUUGGGAGAGGAGACUGUAUUGCACGCUGCAGCUAGAUCAAAUGCUUUGAACGUUCUGAAGCUUCUAGCACCGUGUAAUCCAACUUUGAACAAUUUGGACUGCAAUGGGUAUGGGGCUAUUCAUCAUGUAGCUGACAGAGGGGACCCAGCCUGUUUGACUGUUCUCUUGGACGCCGGUUGCGAGUUGGAUCUGAUGACCAAAAAGGGUGACACUGCUCUGCAUCUGGCUGCAGAAGCCAGUUGCGUGGAAAAUGUGGAUUUGUUGGUAGAGAAAGGGGCAAACGUUCAUCUGAAGAAUCAUAGGGACCAGACAGCUUUGCAUAUAGCUGCUCGCUCUCAUUCCUUGGAAUGUGUGGAGGUAUUGCUGAAGAAAGGAGGCUGUGAUCUUAAUGUGGAAGAUAGCGAUGGAAGAACUCCUCUGCAUCUUGCUUUAGGCAGAUCCUUAUUAGCCUACGACGUGACUGAGUUCCUUAUAACUUGGAAGGCGAACGUGAACAAAACAGACAAAUAUGGCUAUACACCUCUUCACAUAGCUGCUUUGAACGAGCUUUCUCAGUGCGUGGAUAUUCUGAUCCAACAUGGAGCUGAUCUCAGCGCCAGGACUAAGGGUGGCACCAGUGCCCUGUCCAUCAUCCUUCGCAAGACCCCAACAUCUCUGAACGUCUUUAAACAACGACUGGAUGCUUCCAUAACUCUUCAUCAACAUGGAUCAGCAACAGGAGAGGUAGAACUUAGACUCGAUUUCCAUCCUCUCUUGAUGCACCAGCAACAAGGUGAAAUAAGGUAUCUUGGCACCUUUGUGAAAGAAGGAUACAAAGAGAUUCUGGAGCAUCCCCUCUGUCAGGCAUUCCUCCAUUUAAAAUGGCAGAAGAUUCGAAAGUAUUACGUGGGUAGGCUGGUCUUUUACUUGUUCUACGUUCUCAUACUCACAGGUUGGGUAAUGACUGCCUUAGCUCACAACUGUUACAACGAGUCCCACGGUCAAUUAGAUAACGCUCAGCCGCCAUUGUGUGCAAAUACCACCGGAAUCAACGGUUUUCUUUAUAGACAUCCAGCUCUGCUGGAGCUGGAGUGGUACGCGUUAAUGGUGCUCACUAUUCUAGAAGCGUUCCGCAAAUUGACCAGCAUUCCGACCUAUCUCUCGGUCCGCCAGUUCUUCACUCAGGCCGAGAACAUGGUGGAGUGGUGCGUGAUACUGAGCGUUUUCGCUACGUCGUUCAUUUACACCGGCAGAACGUACGCGUGGCAGAAUCACGUGGGGGCGUUCGCGGUUCUCUGCGGAUGGAGCAACCUUAUGCUAAUGAUAGGACAAUUGCCGAUAUUCGGAGCGUACGUGGCGAUGUUCACCAGCGUCCAGGCGCAAGUGUUCAAGCUUCUGUUAGCCUACGCUUGUCUCCUGGUAGGUUUCACCGCGAGCUUCUGCGUGAUCUUUCCGCGCUCCAAGUCCUUCAGUAGCCCACACAUAGGUCUAAUCAAAGUGCUGGUAAUGAUGACCGGGGAACUGGACUUCGAGGAUCUGUUCUUCCCUAGGGAAGAGGACGGUCACUCCACAGAUUCAGGAGGUACCUCGUGGAUCCUGUUGCAGGUGUCCGCUCAGUUAUCGUUCGUCUUGUUCCUCUUAUUUGUCACCAUAGUACUGAUGAAUCUACUGGUCGGCAUAGCAGUGCACGACAUAAAAGGACUACAAAAGACGGCUGGACUGGCUAAAUUGGUUAGGCAGACCAAACUGAUCUGCGACGUGGAGACCGCACUUUUUCUCGGGCUCAUGCCUAAACGAUUAACGAAAUUCUUAAGGUGGACCGCGUUAUUGUUACCUUCGCCUUUGAGAGCGGUUCUAACCGUCCGACCUCUUAACCCCAGAGAAACUAGAUUACCUCGCGACUUGUUAUUCGCCGCCCACAAGGUCGCGAAAGAACGUAAAGGCAUGUCCGGCACGUUGUACAGUAGAAAGAGUACCAGCACCGUGCAUACGUAUCUAAAAAGCGAACCGUACACCUCGUUUCGUCGACGAUUACCCGAAGAAGACGUUGUCCCUUUCGACGAUUACACGAUCAAAGGAGAGUUAGCCGAGGUGAAGCAAAUCUGUGAAAGAAAUCAUCAGCUUCUUCAAGAUCUAGUGAUGCAUCUAGUAAUGAAGAAGCACGGCAAGGAAGAGGAUGAGAAUAAUUAGACGUAUCUUUUUUUCUUCUUUUUGAAUUCUUGGAACCUUGAAGAUAUCGUGUGAACGAUCUGAAGGACUCUGAAUCGUUGGAUCAUUCUUAGAAAUUUCAGACUCGCUUUGAAACAUUUCUAUACAAUCUUGUGUUUUAAAUUUUGAAGAUUGCAAUUUUAUCAUUUCUCAUGUUGGAAUUUUUUUUAUAUUAAUUAUUGCAGUGCUUCUUAUUUAAAUUUUGACGUAAUCUUUUAAAGAUGAAACUGAUGAUCGUAUAAGAUCAUCGAUCAAAUACCAAUUCAUGAUUUUGAUGAAAGAAACACAAUAUGUAUAAAAUAUUGGUGUAUAUAUACACGUGACACUGAAAUAGUCGAAAGUUUGAAAUUUAUGAUAAUUUCCGUUUUUCGAGGCAAGUGCUCUUUCGUCGUUUUGUGUGUCAAGAACACGAGAAACAUAUUUUUUUGUUGCAUCUGAGAAAGUUGUUAUACCGUCUUCGUAGCUGAAAGAUUCAAAGAGAGACUCGUGCUCAAUAUUUGUAAAAUAUUGUAGAAUAUGUUAAAUUCCGUCCAUAACAUGAAUAUUGUAAAAAUCGUAGGAAUAUUUAGGAAUAAAUUAUUAAAUACUACCUGAAAUAUUUUCAUAUUUCAUGUACUAAUGAUAUUGUAUGAGAUCUGAAACGUGAUUUUAAUUGGAUUUUAAUUUUUAUAUUUGACUGUACAUAAAGAAUAUAAAUAAAUUGUUCCCAAGUUGUUACAGGUGUUUCUUUGUAAGUUAAAAAUAAGAUUUGAAAUAAAAUUUAAUUCGAAGGAAAUUUUAAAGAAGUUUUAUGGCAACGAGUUGUAUGUAACAUUUAUUUAAUGAUGAUGAUUGAAAAAUACUUGCAAUUCUUUAGUGCAUAGGCAAAAGAUUAAGAAAAUUAUUGAUAAUAUUUUCUAAAAGAUGUUUCUUAUGCAACACAGUAUAAAUAUUUCUUGAUACUUUUACAGCCGUAUAUUUCUUGAAUUUUAUAAUUUUGUAUCUAACAAAUAAUUCCUUAUUUUUUAACUGUCAUUGAUACGUGAUUCAAUAAAUAAAAAUAAGGUGAGGAAUGAAUGGGUAAAAAAAACUUGAUCAUCAAAGCUGUCAAAAAGUUAAGUGCCUUUCAAUCAUUCGAAUAAAAUUAAUGUUUUGAGCAACGA
Messenger RNA from Osmia bicornis bicornis, 4729 nucleotides. Its product is annotated as transient receptor potential channel pyrexia. The record is from RefSeq and is a predicted model, not a curated record. NCBI's taxonomy places the organism in Eukaryota, Metazoa, Arthropoda, Insecta, Hymenoptera, Megachilidae. Gene Ontology annotation, cellular component: membrane. Bases 666 to 3569 code for a protein of 967 amino acids. Gene Ontology annotation, molecular function: monoatomic ion channel activity; protein binding. The transcript has 3 exons. Gene Ontology annotation, biological process: transmembrane transport; monoatomic ion transport.